Messenger RNA from Mercenaria mercenaria, 450 nucleotides. RefSeq names its product protein GVQW3-like. The record is from RefSeq and is a predicted model, not a curated record. NCBI's taxonomy places the organism in Eukaryota, Metazoa, Mollusca, Bivalvia, Venerida, Veneridae. The transcript is spliced from 2 exons. Bases 1 to 450 code for a protein of 149 amino acids.
AUGGAAGAAAUUCCUGACGGAGAAACGUCAACGCCGUUAGAACUUACGGAACAGCGGGUUGUCAUUACGUUCUGCGUAAAGGCUGGUAUGACGUCUACGGAUACUUGCAAAUUUAUGAAUACGGGGGAAUGUGUGCAGAAAGUGUCAAGAAGCUUAGUAUUUGACUGGCAUAAACGUUUUAAAGAAGGACGCGAGGAUAUAAAGGAUAAUGCGCGAAUCGGGAGACCAAAACUUGCCGGGGGAGUAAACAGAGUGGGGUGCCUAGUUUCGUUAGACCGGAGAAUGUCUGCGGAUGACAUCGUGGUUAUUGUAGGACUUAGUCACGGUACUGUGCAUAAGAUACUUACGCAUGAUUUGGAAAUGAAUAAGGUGGUACGGAGGGAUUUGACACAUGCUGUAAGGGAAAAACGACCACACUGUGAAAGAGAACAUGUUAUUUCACCAGGAUAG